AUGCCAUCAACCAAAUCACUUGUGAAUCCAACUUAUACACCAAUGUCUUUACCUCCCGGUGGAUUCAAGACGUUCCAAUCAUUUUAUCCAUUUUAUUUAGGUGAACAUUCAUUACCCACUACCAGACGAUUGCACCUAAUUGGAACUUCCAUCGCUGUGACAUCAUUUACGCGAGUCACUUUAUCGCUCAUACCCAUAGUUUUAACUGGAUUGGCAAGAUCAGUACCUGCUCCAUCAAAGAACAAUGGUAUCAACCCUUUACAACCCAGUCACACGGGAACAGGUCCAGGUCCAUUCAACAAUUUGAAAUUGAGUUAUCAAUUAGCAUAUUACGCUAUGAAAUUCAGGUUCUUGGAUCUCACUAGAAGUGAAGCGAUCACUUGGUUAGCAGGCGGGGUGGUGGGUGCAUAUGCUUUCGCUUGGAUAAGCCAUUUCUUCGUCGAAAAAAAUAAACCCGCUACGUUCAAAUACCCAGUCUGGAGUCUAAGAGGCGAUCUCAAAAUGUGGUGGGAAGUAAUCACCCUUCAAAGGGAUUUCUAG
Molecule: messenger RNA, 540 nt
Organism: Kwoniella shivajii
Lineage: Eukaryota; Fungi; Basidiomycota; Tremellomycetes; Tremellales; Cryptococcaceae
Exons: 1
Coding region: 1-540 (179 amino acids)
Source: RefSeq, a predicted model, not a curated record